Messenger RNA from Pyricularia oryzae 70-15, 1462 nucleotides. RefSeq lists its product as uncharacterized. The record is from RefSeq and is a predicted model, not a curated record. Bases 498 to 1199 code for a protein of 233 amino acids. The transcript has 2 exons. NCBI's taxonomy places the organism in Eukaryota, Fungi, Ascomycota, Sordariomycetes, Magnaporthales, Pyriculariaceae.
GUCGGGUCGCAUUGGUGUAUGCAUUUUUUGGCGCCCUGGUGCUAUGGUGCUGUGUUUUUGUGUGCUUGCUGGAUGCAGCCAAGUGGCCCAGCACGACGGGAGAACCGAGCCGGGCAUUUUACUGCGAUAGAUAUUACUCUUGACUCUGCCGCCUAAUACUUCUGGGUAUGUCUCUCGGUUCUGUCCCUUUUUCUUCCCGUCUUAUACAUCAACCAUCUUCUCGCUUGAAUAACUCUGAAGACCUUGCUUGGCUUCUUUAACCUUCAAAGAAGAGAAACGGUUCCCGGGACAGAUUUUACUUUUCCAUUUGACAAGUUCAUUGUCAAGACAUACAUCAGCCGCAGGCCUUGUUAGAUUUCUCAGAUUUUCGUUGGACAAGGAGGGGCCGACAGGUCAGCUUCGCUUCAGCAAGGCAAUUACAGAAGGCCUCACAUCCGGCCAACGUCAAGUGGCUUAGAGCCGACGAAGCAAAAAUAUAUAAAAUUCACACAACAAACAUGCUGCCAUCAACAAUACUCGUGCUCGCCAGCGCUGCGCUGAGCACAGCCCACACAGUCAUCACCUACCCAGGCUGGCGCGGCGACAACCUUGUCACCAACGAGACCUACCCCUAUGGAAUGCAAUGGAUCUACCCGUGCGGCGGUAUCAACUUGACGCAAAACAGGACUUACUGGUCCACCAAGGGCGGCGCCGUUGCACUCCAGCCCGGUUGGUUCCAGGGUCACCAGACGGCGACGUUGUACGUCAAUCUCGGAAUCGGCAACAAGGGGCCCGAUGGUGGACCACUCAACAUGUCGCUGUCGAUGGUGCCUGCCUUUGGCAUCUCUGGCCCGAGCAAGAACCCCUACCCAGGCACAAUCUGUCUACCACAAGUUUCGCUGCCGCAAGGCUACACGCCUGAGGUGGGAGAGAACGCCACGAUCCAAGUUGUCGAGCUUGCCGUGCACGGUGCUGCUUUGUUCUCGUGUGUCGACAUUACCUUUGUAGAACCCGACGACGAGCGCCUCGAAAAGGUGCACGCAGACAACUGCUUCAACAGCACCGACAUUGGCUUCACUGAUAUCUACACAACCAAGGUGGCCAACACGAACAUCACCUCGACAUCAGCUGCCGCCGCCAGCUUACGGCAACCUGGAGGCCUGGCAUGGUAUGCUGGCUGGAUUCCCAUGGUUGGUCUUGGUGCAUGGGCAUUGCUGUAAAUGAAGGACUGGUUUUGUUUCUUUACCUUUCAAAAUGUUUACUGUUAUUAUGUUGUAUACCACCGAUUCUCACCAUAUACAUGCUGAGGUCAUUCAUUAAUGGGGGCGUUAUGGUGUGGCAAUAUUUUCUUGUCAAUUGGGAUAAACCAAGUUAGUACCUUUUCGCAGGGGCAAAAUUUAUCAUGGUCACCAACGAGUUUCUGCAACCGUCCGAUAUUCUGAUGUUUUGCAUGCCAUUCUAUACAAUAUGCUUCAAAGUAUCC